Messenger RNA from Salvia hispanica, 1316 nucleotides. Its product is annotated as protein DEHYDRATION-INDUCED 19 homolog 4-like. The record is from RefSeq and is a predicted model, not a curated record. NCBI's taxonomy places the organism in Eukaryota, Viridiplantae, Streptophyta, Magnoliopsida, Lamiales, Lamiaceae.
CAACUGCCAUUUUCUGUUCCCUCUCUGCACAAAAUCACUGUUUGAGGGAAGAAGCAGGAGAAAAACCCACCUCAAACCCUAUCAAUUUCUUAUUUGAAUUCCUUUCAACCUCUUCUUCACUUUGAUUGUCGAAUCCACUCAUGUCUUGCAGAGUUUCAUCAACAACAAUUAAUUUAAUUGAUAAUGGCGGAUCGGUUUGACAAGUAUAUGGAUUUUGAGAAGUCUUCUUUUUCCCGAAACACUAUCGAUGAUUACGAGGAGGAGGAUGAGGAGAUGGGAGGGGAUUACGGGGAGUAUGAACUGAACAAUUUUGAGAGCGACGAGAAAUCGGAAGAGUUGGCGUGCCCGUUUUGCUCUGAGGAUUUUGAUGUUCUUGGAUUGUGCUGCCACAUUGAUGCCGAUCACCGGAUAGAGAUAUGUCCUUAUUGUAUGAUAAAAGUGAGGAUGAACAUGGCUUCACAUGUAAUCACACAGCACGAAGAUGUAUUGAAGAUAUCCCUUCAAGGCAUUUUAGUAUUAUAUACUACAUUGUUGUGUUGUGACCUUAACUCGACAAACGCACUGUGCAUCAAGAAGUAUUGGAAUACUCGGUCUCGUUCAGCAUUAUUUCAGUUCAGAAAAGAGUUGCAGAAGAAACAUUUGCAGUCUAUAAAGGAGUCUUCCUGUGUAGGAUCUUCCUCUAAUGCAGAAACUGAUUCCAAGCUACUUUCAUUCGCCAAUAGUCCACGCCGUGCUAGCAAACAUCAAACCACAAAAGAUGCUUCUUCAACUAAAUCCAGAGUAACAUUGUUGGACAUUUCAAAAGAUGUUACCAUAGACAGAAUACAACCAAUCCCAUCGAAAGACUGGCAUAAAGAGAGGGCCAGCCGGUGCAAUUUUCUACAGGGACUAGUAUUAUCGACCAUUUUGGACGAUUUAUGAACACCUGUAUCUGCCCGAAGCUUUGUUCGAGUGAAGGGCACUUUCAAACAUCAGUUGCUGUUCCUGGCGGUAGUUCAUCAACAUGUCUAAGCACAAUCAAUUUCUCAACCCUACUAUCAUUUGUGCCUGUGUAUUGUGAGCCAUUGAUGAGAUUAAAAACUUUCCUACUGCAGAAAUUUUUUAAUGUAUCAAUUAACCUGACAAAAGGCCAAAUGAUAGUAGGGUUGAGAAAUUGGGUCAGUGAGUGGUGAGGAGCAGUUGGGAGCUUAUACAAUCUAUUAACCUGAUUUAUUUCUCCUCUGUAGUUUGUAUAAUGUUGCAUUGGAACGAGAUAUACCCCUUUACUUUGGCUGGAAUUUUCCUUUUAUCAAUAAAACAUGAUGAAUAUUGCAAUA